Messenger RNA from Plasmodium vinckei vinckei, 924 nucleotides. RefSeq names its product conserved Plasmodium protein, unknown function. The record is from RefSeq and is a predicted model, not a curated record. NCBI's taxonomy places the organism in Eukaryota, Apicomplexa, Aconoidasida, Haemosporida, Plasmodiidae. The transcript has a single exon. The coding region runs from base 1 to 924 and encodes 307 amino acids.
AUGGGACCGAUGCGUGCACAUAACGUAUUGAAGAGUUGCUUUGAAAAAGUGAUUGGCAAUUCUAUAGGAAAUAAUUUGCUAAAUAAUAUUAAUGUAAGAAGGUUAUCAUAUAAUAAUUAUUAUAAAGGUGGUAAUUUAUUUGUAGAUAACCCAAGUUUUCAUUAUAUGAAUAUUGAAAAAGAAAAAUGUGGUAAAACAAAUAGUCCAUUUUUAAUAAGCUCUCGAAAUAUAGUUAGCAGUACAGCCAAAAAAUUAAAUAAAAAUAAUUAUAUUGAAAAUGGUAGUAAAGAAGAAGAUAAAUUUUUUGAAGGUGAACAUUUGAAUAGACAAUUAGGAGGAUAUGGAUAUCCUAUGAUGUUUAUUGUUACUUAUGAUAGACCAAGUUGGCAACCAUUUUGGGAAAAUGAUUGUGAUGUUAUACCAAGAGAUGAGUUUGGUAUACCUGCUAGUAUCCCACCUGAAGUUUCAACAAAUAUAAAACAUACAUAUUAUGUUCCUCCACAAUUUUAUAUGUUUUUAAAAAAAUUAGGUGAUGAUACAGCUGAAUUAAAACCAUAUAUGACUAAAUUAAUACAAGGGGAAUUUACUUAUGAUGAUUAUCAAGAAAUGUUUUAUAAAUUUGCAAAACCUUUAAAAAUCUUUCGUAAAAAAAUUCCAGUUCCAUAUAGAUCAGCAGAAGAGAUGAAGCAUGAAGAAAAUAUUAAAUGGCAAUCAGCUUGGUAUUCAUAUAGACAAAAAGUUUUAGCUGAAUAUAAUGUAACAAUGUGUUUAAGAGAAUUUAUUUUAUAUAUGACAGUUGGUUUAUAUUUUGCAUAUUUAUGGCUUGAUGCUUUAAGACAAUACCGUCUUGAUAUGAAGCUUUUUUAUUUAGAGGCUCCUGAACAUAAAAUAAAUUGGGUAAAGCCAAGGGGGGACCUUGUAUAA